Molecule: messenger RNA, 771 nt
Organism: Diuraphis noxia (Russian wheat aphid)
Lineage: Eukaryota; Metazoa; Arthropoda; Insecta; Hemiptera; Aphididae
Gene: Atf6
Product: bZIP_ATF6 domain-containing protein ATf6
Biological process (GO): regulation of transcription by RNA polymerase II; endoplasmic reticulum unfolded protein response
Cellular component (GO): nucleus
Molecular function (GO): DNA-binding transcription factor activity, RNA polymerase II-specific; RNA polymerase II cis-regulatory region sequence-specific DNA binding
Source: RefSeq, a predicted model, not a curated record
AAAAAGAAUUUUAAAAAAAGAAAGCAUGUUCCAUCUAACAAUGAUUUCAUAGAAAUAUUUGGUCAGUUGAAGUUAGAUAAUAAAGAAAGCUUAUUUAACUCCAUUGAAAGGCAAGAUGAUACAUUCUACGUUGUUUCUUUUUCUGGUGAUCAUUUAUUAUUACCAGCUAGCCAUAAUGCUUCUAAUACUACCCUUCGCCCAAAGAUGUCACUUGUUUUUCCAACUUUAUCAUCAAAUGGUUCAGAUUUCGUCACUAUGAUUCAAAUUGAUUGUGCUGUAACUGAUACAAAAACAUUACAUAUUCGAGACAUUCACUUAAGACAUAAUAAUGAUUAUAAAAAUAAUGUAUCAUCAAACUUAAAACAGCAUCAGGACCAUAAAAACAAUAUACCACACAAGCCCUAUUUUGUACGUCAAAGUUACUCUGGUUCAAUGUUUAGCAAAAUGAAUAAUGAACUUCCAAGUUACUAGUAUUUCAAUGUAUUUUAAAUUUAGAAAUAAUAUCUUAGCAAUUUUUUUUUAUAAUUGAAUGCAAUUUUUUUCCAUAUUAUAAGCAUAUCUAUUAAACCAUAUACUGAUAAUAUGAAUUGUUAUGUUAACUAUUCCUACAAAAAGUGGCAUUCAAUUGGAAAAUUAAAUUAUUGAUAUAUGAUCUAGUUGACUUUUUUUUAGAUAAGUAUCCUAUUCAUAAUUUAGUAUAUAAUAAUGUAGUCAAAUAUAAAAAUAUAAUCUUUGGUAAAUAUAUUUCAAAAUUAAUUUAAUUGAUUUUUU